This is a messenger RNA of [Torrubiella] hemipterigena, 2508 nucleotides long. Lineage: Eukaryota; Fungi; Ascomycota; Sordariomycetes; Hypocreales; Clavicipitaceae. The record is from the annotation of a GenBank genome assembly.
AUGAAGUUCUCCCAUAGCAUCCAGUUCAACGCUGUGCCUGACUGGGCCAGUCACUACAUUGCCUACAGCAACCUGAAGAAGCUAAUCUACCAGCUUGAGAAGACAGCCGUGCAGAGCCGCGGCGGCGACAACGAAUCCCGGCCGCUCAUCUCCCAUGAAGAACCCGAUGAUGUCUUCAGCAAAGCGCUCGGCAUCGAACUAGAAAAGAUUUGCUCCUUCUAUGUUGCCAAGGAAGGCGAGCUCUACGAAGAGGUUGAGCAGUUGUUGCGAGAUGUUGCUCAAACACAGCUCAUCGAGGGCCCGACGUCAUUGCAUCGAUCAUCGUCAGAUGCCCAGCGUGUCCGACGAACCAGCUCAGCUGGCCACACUACCGAUGACAUGGACAUGGAUGACAGCGGAGCAAGCGACGACGAAGACGAGACUACAGGUCUUACUCGCCAAGCUCGGUCUCAGGGCCGCCGACGAACGAUGCCCAACAUCAUGGCGCACUCUACCGAGCUAACGGGUGCGUCUUCCGAGACUCGCUCCCGCCGAUACAGCACAGCUUUCGACGAUCUUGCCGGCGACCACAUGUACGCCUCUGGACUCUACUCCUCGGGCAUCAUGCUCAAGAAGCGCAUCAUCAGCCUCUACGUACAGCUCUGCGAGCUCAAGUCGUAUGUCCAGCUCAACAAGACUGGUUUCAGCAAGGUCCUGAAGAAGUUUGACAAGAUUCUCGACAAGGAACUUCGUGCUCCGUAUAUGCGAUCCAACGUCGAAACUGCGUACCCUUUCCGCGACGAAAAUAAGAAGAUUGUCGAGGAAAAGAUUGCCCAGAUGGAAGCGGCGUACACAGAGAUUGUAACUAAUGGCGACGAAGAACUGGCAAAGAAAGACCUCCGCUCACACCUGCGUGAGCAUGUUGUCUGGGAGCGAAACACAGUUUGGCGUGACCUGAUUGGUAUCGAGCGUCGUGCAGAAGCACCCCGUCUCGGCCAAUCGCUCUUGGGACGCGGCCAGAAUGUCGUUUCCAAGAGACUGCAAGGCGACGACGACAAACAUUCGCAUACCAAGAUUGUCAACACACCUUUGGGCCGCAUCUCGCUGCCAAGCUGGCUCGCAAACACCUCUAUGAUCACACUCAUUAUUUCCAUUGGCAUCUUCUUCGCGCUCGUCUUCAUCCCCAUUUUGAAGAAGCCCGAGCAGCAAAACUGCAUGGCCAUGCUUGUCUUCGUCAGUAUCCUUUGGGCAACAGAGACUUUGCCCUUGUUCGUUACGUCGCUUCUAAUUCCGUUCCUCUCGGUUGUUCUCAACGUUGUUCGUGACGAGGACGGCCCUCAUCAUCGCCGCCUCAACUCCAAGGAAGCAACUUCAGCCAUCUUUGCGUCCAUGUGGAGUCCCGUGAUCAUGCUGCUACUUGGCGGCUUCACUCUCGCCGCUGCUUUGUCCAAGUGUACCAUUGACAAGCGCUUGGCCACACUUGUUCUCAGCAAGGCCGGCACCCAGCCCAAGAUCGUGCUCAUCGCCAACAUGUUUGUCGCUGCUUUUGCGUCUAUGCUCAUCAGCAACGUUGCUGCACCCGUGCUCUGCUACUCCAUCAUCGAGCCUAUGCUGAGAACGCUACCGUCCGACUCCAACAUGUCCAAGGCCCUCAUCAUUGGUAUUGCCCUGGCUUCCAACAUUGGCGGCAUGCUCUCCCCUAUUGCGUCCCCGCAAAACGUUGUCGCCAUGGGUAUCAUGAAGCCGGCCCCUACUUGGCUCCAGUGGUUCUUCAUCGUUAUUCCCGUCGGUGUUGUGUCUCUGGUCCUGAUUUGGCUCUUGCUUGUCGCUACCUUCCAACCCGGUAAGGGCACUGUUAUUCAGCCUAUUCGACCUCUCAAGGAGAGAUUUACCGGCGUUCAAUGGUUCGUCACCACUGUGACUCUUGCCACCAUUGGUCUGUGGUGUGCCAGUCAUCAACUCGAAGGCGUCUUUGGCGACAUGGGUGUCAUUGCCAUUAUCCCCAUUGUGCUCUUCUUUGGCAUCGGCAUUCUCACCAAGGAAGACUUUAACAACUUCCCCUGGACCAUCAUCAUCCUUGCCGCUGGUGGUUUGUCCCUGGGCAAGGCCGUUCGCUCGUCUGGCUUGCUGCAUACUCUCGCUGAGAUUGUGUCCAAGCAAGUAGAAGGCAUGGGCGUAUACGGUGUUCUGGUUGUCUUUGCUUCAUUGAUUCUUGUCAUUGCCACAUUCAUCAGCCAUACUGUCGCCGCUCUCAUCUUCCUCCCACUGGUAUUUGACGUCGGUACCGCCAUGGAGCAGCCUCACCCCAACCUGUUGGUUAUGGGAGGUGUCCUUAUGUGCAGCGCCGCCAUGGGUCUUCCUACCAGUGGAUUCCCCAACAUGACUGCCAUUAUGAAGGAAGAUGCCGCUGGUCAGCGCUAUCUCCAGGUCAAGCACUUUAUCAGCAGAGGUGUUCCUGGCAGUAUCAUUACACUGAUUGUUGUGGUAACAAUGGGCUAUGGUAUUAUGGAGGUGGCCAACUUGGAUUAA